ACCUAUCUUGUGGCCUUUUCUUUAUCUUAAUGUUUGGAUUCAUUCUUUUAUAUAUAAAUAUCUCACUCUUCAAAUAUCCUCUCACACAUCUCUCUCAUUCAAACCCAAAUCAUCCGUUCAUUGAGAUCUUAACUUCAUUACUAUGGGAGGCUGCGUCUCUUCUUGUAGAUCGUCGUCUUCGUCGUCAACGACUGCGUUUAAGAACGUCCGUGUCGUUCAUCUCAACGGCUACGUGGAGGACUUUCUCGAGCCGGUUUCAGUGAGGCAACUCACUGGCGAUCCUCCGAAGCACUUCGUAUGUACGACGCUUCAGCUUCUGUCGCCGUCGAAUUCGACGACGCCGUUGAAGGCAGACGCGAAGCUCCGGCCAGGGGAGGUCUACUUUAAGCUACCGUGCUCCGUCCUACAGGCUGAUGUUUCUCCGGUUGACUUGGCCUCACUCGCCAAGCGGCUCACCGCCAUAGCUAAAACCACGAGCACUAUCGUGAACCGAGCCGAGGAGGACGAAAAUCAGCCGCGGCUCGGUCGCGUCCCUCUGUCGAGCCACCUUGCGUUGAGCCACAGAGAUAGGGUUUCAGUGUCGGCUUGUGGAUUACAAGGUGGAAGAAGAAGAGGAGGAGGAAAAAGAAGCCUUUAUGGUCAUGGAGUUCAGCCAUGGAAACCAAUCUUAGAUCCGAUCGGAGAAAGCUCGUUCGGCUCGAGAUGUAGUGAGUGAUAAGGUGAAUCUACACGACGAUGAAAAUUUGAUUUGUUAAGUUUCGUUAUAUGUAUAUUUUUGUCACGAUGAUGAUCUUCAGAUUCAGAAAUCGUUGUCUUUGAACAUAGAUGAGAAUUGAAGUUGUUGAAUUUCGAAGACUUUUUCUGGUACUA
Prosopis cineraria is the source of this 870-nucleotide messenger RNA. RefSeq lists its product as uncharacterized. The transcript has a single exon. The record is from RefSeq and is a predicted model, not a curated record. NCBI's taxonomy places the organism in Eukaryota, Viridiplantae, Streptophyta, Magnoliopsida, Fabales, Fabaceae. The coding region runs from base 143 to 715 and encodes 190 amino acids.